Molecule: messenger RNA, 1791 nt
Organism: Xenopus tropicalis (tropical clawed frog)
Lineage: Eukaryota; Metazoa; Chordata; Amphibia; Anura; Pipidae
Gene: hnrnpl
Product: heterogeneous nuclear ribonucleoprotein L
Biological process (GO): mRNA processing
Cellular component (GO): nucleus
Molecular function (GO): RNA binding; nucleic acid binding
Source: RefSeq, marked provisional
CUGAAGAUGGCGGCAGCUGCGGCUGUAGGAGGAAGGCCAACAUAUUACGGGAACGAGGGUGGCCGGGCCCCGAAGAGACAGAAGACUGACGCAUCUGAGGACAACGUGGCGGCUUCAGCGGAAGGGUACGAUGACCCUCACAAGACCGCGGCCUCCCCGGUGGUCCAUGUGAGGGGACUUAUUGAUGGGGUUGUGGAAGCGGACCUUGCAGAGGCUUUGCAGGAGUUUGGAACGAUCAGUUAUGUCGUGGUUAUGCCUAAGAAAAGACAGGCUCUGGUUGAAUUUGAGGAUAUUCUUGGUGCAUGCAACGCUGUAAACUACGCAGCAGACAACCAAAUCUAUGUUGCAGGGCAUCCUGCAUUUGUAAAUUAUUCAACUAGCCAAAAGAUCUCCCGUCCCACAGAUACAGGCGAUGAUUCCCGGGGGGUCAAUAAUGUUCUGCUCUUUACCAUUCUGAAUCCAAUCUAUUCCAUAACUACGGAUGUGCUGUAUACCAUCUGUAAUCCUUGUGGACCUGUUCAGCGGAUAGUUAUUUUCAGGAAAAAUGGAGUCCAGGCCAUGGUGGAAUUUGACUCUAUGCAAAGUGCUCAGCGUGCCAAAGCUUCUCUCAAUGGGGCUGACAUUUACUCUGGAUGUUGUACACUAAAGAUUGAAUAUGCUAAGCCUUCUCGACUGAAUGUCUUCAAAAAUGACCAGGAUACAUGGGAUUACACAAAUCCUGCCCUGAGUGGACAAGGUGAUGCUGCAGGUAAUCCAAACAAGCGACAGAGGAACCCACCACUGUUAGGUGACCACCCUGCUGAGUAUGGUGGUCCUCAUGCAGGCUAUCAUGGUCAUUACCAUGAGGAGGCAUAUGGUCCCCCACCCCCACACUACGAAAGUCGUAGAAUGGGUCCCCCUCCUGUAGGUGCUCCACGCCGGGGCCCAUCCCGUUAUGCUCCACAAUAUGGGCAUCCGCCACCACCACCACCACCAGAGUAUGGCCCACAUGCAGACAGUCCAGUACUGAUGGUAUAUGGUUUAGACCCCUCAAAGAUGAACUGUGAUCGAGUCUUUAAUGUCUUCUGCCUGUAUGGUAAUGUGGAGAAGGUAAAAUUCAUGAAGAGUAAACCUGGAGCAGCUAUGGUGGAGAUGGCUGAUGGAUAUGCUGUAGACCGUGCCAUUACACACUUAAACAACAACUUCAUGUUUGGGCAAAAACUAAGUGUCUGUGUUUCAAAGCAACAGUCUAUUGUGCCUGGGCAGUCCUAUGGCUUGGAAGAUGGCUCCUGCAGUUUUAAAGUCUUCAGUGGGUCCCGUAACAACAGAUUUACAUCCCCAGAGCAAGCUGCCAAGAACAGAAUCCAACAGCCGAGCAGUGUGCUUCAUUUCUUUAAUGCUCCUCCUGAGGUGACAGAGGAGAACUUUAUAGAGAUGUGUGAUGAACUGGGUGUUAAGAAGCCAGCUUCAAUCAAAAUCUUUUCUGGAAAGAGUGAGCGAAGCUCUUCCGGACUGCUGGAGUGGGAUUCUAAGAGCGAAGCACUGGAGACUCUCGGUCUCAUGAAUCACUACCAGAUGAAAAAUCCAAGUCCUUACCCCUACACUCUAAAACUCUGCUUCUCCACUGCUCAGCAUGCCUCCUAAGAAGACCUGUCUGAUUUCCUAGCCCUGAUUUUGAUGUUUAGUAUUAGUUUGGUUCCUUGUGGAGCUAGUUUUUAUGUUCUGAAAUAUUGUUGUGACUUCCUAUUUUAUUUUUUUUUUUUUUUUGCUAUGAUGAUGUGCUUGCACAUAUCAAUAAAACAUUUGAGAACA